Molecule: messenger RNA, 8456 nt
Organism: Rattus norvegicus (Norway rat)
Lineage: Eukaryota; Metazoa; Chordata; Mammalia; Rodentia; Muridae
Source: RefSeq, a predicted model, not a curated record
GUGCGGGAGGAGGUGGAGCCGCCGGGGAGGGGCGGUCCGCGGAGCGGAGCUCAGCCUCCCGCUCCCUUCAGUGCUUGGGUCUCUGGGGGUGGCACCAAAAGCUCCCGCUCAGUGUCCGGCGCCUGGCGGCGGGUGUCCGAGCGUGGACUCGGAGGGCAGCCAGGCAGGUGGAGGGCGCCGCCUGAAGCAGAAGGAGGGACGAGCUGGGAGCUGGGCUGCGGGAGGCGCUGCCGCCACUCUGCCCGCGCUGCCCCGCAACCCGCGGCGGGAGGAGCAGGCAGCAGCCGGCCCUGGGCGCUCGUCUAGCAGAGCGCGGUGGGCAGCGUGGACCCUCGGGAUGCUGCCCACGUUCCUGCAGCCGCCCGCGGCGUAGCAGAGCCGGGGCCACUGCUGAGAGUCAGAGUUCCUGAAUGAAUGUUGCUGACAAAUUCCAGUUAAGGACCAGAUUUAGAGAAAUCAACGUUGACCUUGGAAACACAUUGGAUAAAGAGGUCAGCUGGACUUGUGGGAAUCCCAUCUCUCAAUGGCCACAUGACUGGAGCUGAACCACAUUGCCCACAGUGAAAAGGUAUCCCCGGAAAGUUGUUCUUAGAAGGACACCGGUCAAAGAAAUUAGCACGUGUGCGAAUGCCAGAUGCCCUGUGAGCUUGCCAUUCCCUGUUGACCUUGAGAAGACGAAUCCAGAGCGGUGACCUUUGAGAACCAGCUUUCCACCUUCCUGUUGGCCCCGCCAUUUGGCUCUUGGUCCAAGAUGGAGACGCUCUCCCAGGAUUCCCUGCUGGAAUGUCAGAUAUGUUUUAAUUAUUACAGCCCCCGACGAAGGCCCAAGUUGCUGGAUUGCAAGCACACCUGCUGCUCAGUGUGCCUCCAGCAGAUGAGGACCAGCCAGAAGGACGUAAGGUGUCCCUGGUGCCGUGGCAUCACCAAGUUGCCCCCGGGCUUCUCUGUAUCACAGCUGCCCGAUGAUCCUGAGGUCUUGGCGGUCAUCGCCAUACCACACACUUCCGAGCACACCCCAGUCUUCAUCAAACUUCCAAGCAAUGGGUGCUACAUGCUGCCCCUGCCCAUCUCUAAAGAGCGUACACUCCUGCCGGGAGACAUGGGCUGCCGCCUGCUGCCAGGGAGCCAGCAGAAGUCUCUCACUGUGGUGACCAUCCCUGCAGAGCAGCAGCCCCUGCAGGGUGGAGCUCCCCAGGAGGCCGUGGAGGAGGAGCCUGACAGACGGGGCGUGGCGAAGAGUUCCACGUGGUCUGGCGUGUGCACUGUCAUCCUGGUGGCCUGUGUGUUGGUCUUCCUUCUGGGCAUUGUGCUACACAACAUGUCCUGCAUCUCUAAGCGUUUCACUGUUAUAUCCUGUGGUUGAAGCCUUUCCCAGGGAAGGCCUCUUGCGGGUGCCAACUUAGGGGGUGAGCAAGUGUUGAUGAUGGGAUCCCUGUGAUAAGAUGGGGAUGAUAUUGAGCAUUUGGUGCAAGCGCUGGCCUGCGUUGAUUCGCCUAAAGACAAGGGCGGAGGGUGAGGUCUCAGCAAGAUCCCAGGCGAAGAGUUUAGAGAUGGUGACAGCUGUGAAGAUGUUUGCAUGCUUGUGAAUCCAAUGGGCUGUAAUUUACGAUUUUCCAAAAUCCUGGUCCCAAGUUAGACUUUUCUACUUAGACAUGAAACUGUACAUGUGGGUGCAAUAGCUCUCUAAAUACGGUAGAUGGUAGGUUAAAACAGAUGCUGUGUACACAAGUAGAAUUAAACCUCAAAUCCGUGUUUAAAAAACAAAAACAAAAACAGUGAAGACCCAGAGCUGGCUCCCGUGUGUGCAUGUUUGUGAGUGUGCUCACACGUGUUCAUGCGUGGGCUGUGUGUGUGUGUGUGUGUGUGUGUGUGUGUGUGUGUGUGUGAUUGAACUCUGGUCUUCAUAAACUUUUUAUAUAUUUUGAAUGGCACCCAAAUCAAAAUAAUCAAAACAGACUUUUUGACUGUUUGAAGAAAAUGUUUGCACACAUGUCUCCAGUGUGUUGUGCUUUGUCAAGUUCCUUCAUUUUUCUUCAUCUGUGAUUUAAGCUUGCUAUGUGCUUGUUAAGCUGGAAGCCCAACAGGCGAGUGAUGGACAGGGAAAUAUGGCAAUGCCGAAUUCCCCAGGAAACCUAUAUGCCAAUCUUUCUCAAGCCAUCUCACAAGACAAGAAUUUAAAAUGUAAAUAUUGUGAACCUCUGUGUGUGUUUUGUGUGUGUAAUUCGAUUUAUCUCAGGUUUUUGAUUUUUUUUUCCUGAAGAAUCCUGGGAGUAAGACUUUGUGGACAUGUAUAAGCCAAGUGUCUAAAAUACCAGCCUCCUGGCCGGAGCCUGGGUCUUUCUGGAUUCCCUAUACAAUCACCUCCAGCAUCCACUUGCCGCUUUGUUGUGUGUAGUGAUCCCAUGCCAGUAAAGGCUCGGACAGAGAGCCUCAGAAGAACGUGUCAUUUUUCCCUCAGUUUGGAGGGCUUUGUGUGAAAGUCACAAGUGUUGUUCAUCAAUGGCACACCUAGAUGGGCAUUGUAAUAGACAGUCCUUGAUAAUCUUUUCUUUGAAAGAUUUCCCUGUAAGAGUUAAUCUGCUUAGAAUUCAAUUUCAUCUUGUUGGAACCAGCAAGAAAAUGUUUUGUAUUUCAAAUGUUUCUACUGCCAACAGUAGUAUGGCGAACAAAAAUGUAUGUUCUCUAUGUAAGUGAACCAGUUUUUCCUGAGUGCUCAACUAUUUUUAAAUGUGAAUUCAUGAAGAGAGUUCUGUUAGCAUGACAGGAGCAGUCUCUGUCCCUGGCUGUGUGUGCACUGGGAAAGAGCUGUGAGUGCUAUCGUCCUCUUUGAACUCUGUGGAAUGAGUGAGGUUUGUCAAGGACUCCACUCAGCUGUGUUCCUCUCUGCUGUUCUGUUGAAUCCCUGAAAUGGUGGGAAGGACGGGAAAGGCAAAGGAAAGGAAACAGUGGCACUGGCUGGACAAAGCCAGGUCAGAAACAGUCCUGGAACAUGGAGGCAAUGCUAGCCUUCAUCUUCAAGCUGCGCAACAGACAAAGUGAUGGCUUUGCAGUGAAAUAAAACAAAGGAAUAACAUCUAGAGCACAAAGCUAACAAUUGGCAUGAAAAUUCAACAUCGAAUUAUGAGCUCUGGUUUUUAAAAAUCUUUCAAAUUUGUAAGGCCUUUAGAAAAAAAAUGUAUCUGAGGGCUCAAACUAGAAAUUAGGUUAAAAUACCGUUUUAUUGUGUAAGCUAUUGGGCAUUAUACAACAAAUAAUCUAGGAUUUAUUUGGUAUUAAUAAUUUAGGUAUCAUUAGCUGAAUACUAUCCUCUAUUAUGUAACGUAAUAUAUUGUUGGGUUAGUGUCAAUUUCUCAAACUCUCAGGCUGCUCUAAUGCAUGUCUGACCCACUUUGUGUGUCUCUCAGAGUCAAAAACACACAUAGACAGAAAUGUCGCAUAAAGGAUGUUAUGUUUCCAAUGGAUGCUACUCUUGCAAAUUUAAGCCAGGCCAUAUUUAAAUUCAUCUGGGAGGGAUAUCAGCAUACCUUUCUGUACAGUAGAAAACGACUGAUCCCAUAGUGCAGUGUGUAAACGCGUUCUAGUUAUCUAGGAGGCAAUUUAUAGAUACUAACGUGUGUUGAUAUGGUGUCCUGUGGUUUUUAUUGCAAAGCUGUAUAGUAAAAUUGUCCACAGAACUCUUACUUAAAAAGUCCAUGUUAGAGCUGUAAUUAAGCAAACUCAGUCUGCUCCCUGGUAGACUCUCAACCUCACAACCUGACAGUAACAACCCAAGUCAAAGCUUUUAUAUGUGUGCUUGAUCUAAGAAACAUUAUUUAACUGUUGAAAUGGAUUCUGCCUAGGGUUUGCAUAUGUGCUUAUUGGGGUGUGUGUGUGUGUGUGUGUGUGUGUGUGUGUGUGUGUGUGUGUGCUCGCACGCAAGGAGGACUGCCAAUUUCUAUAUACUUGAUGUUUUAGUUUCUUCUGGAAUUUACCCAAAACACUAAAAAUUUAUCUACCCCAUGUGGCACAAGCAGCAGGUCUUAGAGUCACAUGCCAGUGGCAGGUCCAGCAGUUAUCUCUGAAAGGAGCCUUUACUGGCUUCAUCUUGAGAUGAGCUCAUGGGCGUGUGUAGAGAGCAGUAGUGUGCAGGUUGUAAUGCUAUAGCUAGAAGACAAGACCUGUGUCCUGCUGUGCCCUAUUAGUCCUCCCUAGGCUUGCCACCUUCCCUGUCAGGCUAUGACCCAGUACAGGCUCUGGAGAUGCCCUUUGCUGUGUCAGCUAUUGCUUUAAGGGUUGUUUCAGAGAUUAAUUUCUUUCUAGAUAGCUUCCUUUUGGGGAAGAAAAGGGGGGUUGGUUUAGGGAUGAAUAUAGAUAUUAAAAGAAAACUUUCAAACCAUUGUGAUCCGAAUAUUUAGAAGUGCAAAACAUCAGCCAGGAUGCUGUCCCCCAUAUGUCAAGGAUGAUAAGUGUUGUGUAAAUAGUGACCUAUAAGAAGCAUGACGUUCUUCUUUAUUAAUGAUCUUGACAUAGCAAGGGAAUGCUUACUGUGUUAAGUAGAGCCAAGUAUGGCACUUCAUGUGUUGUCUUUAGAAAAUUUUUGUACAAUGACCUGGUAUAUAAAUUGUAAUGACAAAGGCAAAUUACUUCUGAAUUUCAGUCACACCUUAUUAUCAGGAAGAUCUAAGGCUUUAAAAAAAUAGAAUUAAAUUUCAUGCUCUGCAUGACUCACAGAGUGGGUCUGUUGGAGUGUCAGCUUUGUGUUAGUUAGUUCAGCUCUUGGAAUUCUCUAGGUCAGUCCUGCUUGAUAGAACUUUUUUGAGUUGACGGAAACCGUUCUGUAAUUGUUCCGUGUUGUUUAGUAGAGUGGCCACUAAGCCACGUGGCUGUUAAGCAAUUAAUUGGGGAUGACUGAAGAAGUGACUUUUAAAUGGUAUUUAAUUUUAAGUAAUUUAAAGUUAAAUAUUCCUCUGUGGCUUGUGACCACACUGGCCAUAAUGACAUUAGGAAGUUAACAAAGUGACAGGAAGGCCAAGAGAGUUUGUUGACUAGUAUCAGUUGGCCAAAAGAAAUUCCUUUCUAGCUUAAAGAAGUUUAUGAGCUCCAAUGGGGAGGGUGGCAGUAAAAUCUCAUCCGUUGCCCUUUGGGGUUAUUGCUUAGAUACUUUGGAUCAAGCAAUGAGCAGUUAAGCUUAAAGAGAACUUUAUUAAGCAAGCCCCUUUUCUGGGACCAUUAGCUGCAUGAAGCUCAUAGCUAGACAGUAGCUGUAAAAUUUUUGACUUGCAAGCUAUGCAUGACCUGUGCUGUGAAACUGUAUGUAGGGUCCUGUGGCCAAAAAAUGAGUCAAUGUUACAGAAAAUCAAAUAAAUAAGAGUCUGAUGAAAUCCCCGUUCACUUUUGAUCUCUUUCCCGACUGCAUCACUGCAUCAGUGAGGUGGGAAAUCCAAGAUCAAGCAUGCUUUGCAGUGUUUACAGUGUUUCUAUUUGCCCUUGAAGUCAGCCUGUUUGUGUGUGUAUUUGGUGUGGGCAUAUAUGGAUGGCAGGCUAGAACAGAGGCACUACUUUUAGAGUGAGAUGUGACAUUGUUAAGUGUCUCUCUUUUUAAAUUUAGUUAUCAUUAAAAGGUUUGAAACUUUGCACAAAGGCACUUUUUACAUUUUCAUAGUUUAAAAAAAAAAAGCAAACCAUGGCGUAGUGGACUUUAGAACCUGAAAGGCUAUUGCGGCUGUUCUGUAAUGUUACUCUUAAUUGAAUAAAGUGGAAAAGAGUCCGGCUCAAGAUGCAUUCCUUAGAACAUUUACACUGUAGUCAAUAGUCUGCCACCCAUCCCUUCUUAGAUUUUGAUUUAAAGUUCUCCCUGUCCCUUUCUUGGAAAACCUGUACUGUGUCAGAAUUCCAUAGCUUUCCUUUUCAUCGCCCCCUGCCCCAAUGUGUUUGCUUUGAUAGAACUUAAUUGGGCUGAGUUUCCAAUUCUGCAGCGUUCAAUAGAGAGCAUUGCUCCUUGGGGCUGGUCUUGUUGGCCAAAUGGUGUUUUCUUAAGAAUUUUGUAAGUAAGGAGGCCAAACAGUGAUUCAUAUGCUAUGAGUGAUAUACCCAGACAAUGACUCAGCUCCUCUCUCCUUAGAAGAAUGAUGCUAUGGACCAGGCAACAUUCUGGAACCAAACCAGUAGUUGUCCAACUCUUACCCUGGACCUAGAUGGAGAAAUUGUUUCUUGACAUUUUCACCAUAAUCAGUAAAACAUCAGCAAAGUGAUCCUCAUCCACAUAGAAAUUCUAGGCAAGAGUGAGAUUUCCCAAGAGAAUUUCCACACAGUGUCUAAUUGAAAGAGAUAGUUGCUGGAUCUUUCUUGGCUUGAAACUCUUGAAAAAUACGUGGAAAUUCAAGCCAUUUUUUUUCUGAUACAAUACUACAACACACACACACACACACACACACACACACACACACACACACACACACUUUAGCUGUUAUUGUGGAACUACUUUGGGGAAUGUCUUAAACUCUUAAGACUUCUCCAUGUAUAAAGAGGUAGGUACUCCUUUACAAUGUCAUUGGAAAACCAAUGAUCACUGACACACUGAGUACACAGGGCAUUUGAUUUCUGUAUUCUAAAUAGCUUCUCUCUCUCUCUCUCUCUCUCUCUCUCUCUCUCUCUCUCUCUCUCUUUCUCCCUCGUUUGGUCCCGGUUAUAUUUCAAGAUUGUAAACUACUAUCUCUGAGAUCUUCCAUUCUGAAUCAAUUUCUCUGAGCACUUCCCUUGUCUUGCUUGCUCUGUCCAAUAGUCUUUUGAUUUUCCCCUAUUCACUGCCUGGGGUAUCCCCGUGUGUGCAUCUCACACUUUAGCGGUGCUUGAAAAUGCUUAUCUCAAUUAUCUGGAGUUUAAUCUAGGAAAGUUUUUUAAAAAUAUACUAUUUGUAUUGUGUUAUUAGGGACAAUCAGUUAUUAGAGCAAAGUACUGAGCUCCAACAGAGGGCCUUUCUCUUUGUUCCUUACAGAGUUGCAUCCUGAAUCUUUGUUUUCCCAGAUCACUGUUCUGAAUGCCUCACUAGAUGGAGAACUGUGGCCCACAAGAGAGUCCCCUGUAAUCUCCCUGCCCAGUGAGUUACUGGGUUAUUCUAAAGCAGCUUUUUAAAGGGACUGGUCACUCUUUAACUCAGCAUUUGCUUUUUGAGAAUACAAUAGAAAGUGGUUGAAUAUAUUGGUGGCAAGGAAAUGUGAAGUAGAAAGAAAAGAGAUGUGACAGAUGUCCUUCAGGGGGCAAGUUGAUACCCUAUGUUAUCUCCAUUUAAACAGCAAGAAAAGGCAGUGGCUGUUGUCUUAUGCUGUAUUGGCUUGGUGGACUUAGACAAACCACUGCCAAGUAGCCUCACCUGAGGGAAUGGUAGAGACAAAGCCCUGGGCUCUAAAUAUAUCUUUUAUAUGCCCAGAAAGGAAAAUGUAAUGAGAUUAUGGUUUCAAAAAAAAAAACAAAAACAAAAACAAAAAACACUUGACACUAUACAUCAGCCAUGGUAGAAGCAGAUUGAAGAUCGUGGUAUGUGACCUGGGAUGACUUUACCAAGGCCAACCAUUCCAUCAAGGCCUCCCUGAUUCACAAAACUGCUUAACCGAAGACACAAACAGAAGGUGCCUGGCUGAGGAGGAAGUUCUCAAGGAGUUCUCAUUUUUUUCUCUCAUCCUCUCAGAUGCUCUUGAGUUAUUGGGGCUGUAGAAAAUUCCAGAGUCUGCUAUGGAGUUCGCCAUGGAGUGAACUCUGGGACCCUCUUUGCUGUGGAAAACCCCUAGUUCAAUUUUUGUGUUGUGACUUGAGUCCCUGGAAAAACUUAGUUCAAUACUGUUAUGGUUAUGUCCUUGCUGCUACCAUUAUCAUAUUUAUGUGUCUCACCACUUGUAUGUGUGGCCUCACUUGAUGGUUAGAGGUAUGAAAAUUGCCAUCAGCCUGGGGAAGUUGGCUACAAACUCCCAACAGAAGACGUAUGUAACCACUGCCAUGUUCCCGAUUCCAUUCGUAACCCCCAUUCUUGGGCUUUCUGGCCUUGUAUAACAUACUGCAAUCAAAUGGUGAGAUUAGUGCUGUUCUGAGGCUGUUGAUUCUAGUUCCUGACAUGUUUCAUUUGUAAUAAUGGAGACUAUUUAUUUGGGGGAGCUUUUCUUUGAAAGGGCCAAAUUGCCUACAGAUAAAUGAGCUGCCAGGCUGUGGAGAAAUUCUUGUCCAAAUGUUGCCAAAUGCUGACUUCAUAGGGGAUAUCAAGCUGCUGUUUAUUAAUCUGAAUGUCUUAAAAGCCUUCCUGCUUGCUCUCUCUGUUAUAGACGGUGUCUUAGCCAGUCCUGAGUUUUUCCAAUGAAUCCAAUUUUAAUACAUGGUAUUUUUGUAUGCCAAACUGGUGUCUUGUCCUUUGUAUAUGUGGUAAUGUUCAUUUUACGACUACUGUUUAAACACAUUUGCUAUGAUUAAAAUUCAAAAUGAUUUCAAGUAGA